Molecule: messenger RNA, 1616 nt
Organism: Mercenaria mercenaria
Lineage: Eukaryota; Metazoa; Mollusca; Bivalvia; Venerida; Veneridae
Product: copine family protein 1-like
Exons: 5
Coding region: 15-791 (258 amino acids)
Source: RefSeq, a predicted model, not a curated record
AAGACCUGAUAAAAAUGUCCGCUGCUGAGUCUGGUAAGAAUCCUGAUGAUGGUCCAGGCUACGAAACUCUGGCGGAAAUUACUAAAGCCAUGAAAGAAGCAGGAGUAGAAAACUGUGGACUAAUAUUUGGUAUCGACUAUACAAUAAGUAAUAAACUGCAAGGACAAAAGACAUUUGAUGGCCACAGUCUCCAUGAUAUCACAAAGGACAAAAUUAACCCGUAUCAAGAGGUAAUAUGUAUACUUGGAGAGACGCUGGAACCGUUAGACGAUGAUGGGAUUAUCCACGCUUAUGGUUUCGGUGACAGGAAAACUAAAGAUAAAAAGACAUUUCCGCUUAAACCACAGGGUGAAUGUGAAGGUUUCGCAGAAGUACUAGAUGUAUAUAAUGAAAUGACACCAAAAAUCAGAAUGGGAGGUCCAACUAAUUUUGCUCCACUGAUAAGAAAAGCAAUAGAUAUUGUGAGGAAAAACCAGGAGUAUCACAUUCUUGUAAUCGUGGCAGAUGGUCAGGUGACAAGCGAAGAGGAGACAAUCCAAGCAAUUGUUGACGCUUCAUGCUAUCCUCUGUCUAUAGUCGUCAUAGGAGUCGGGGACGGUCCCUGGAACGUCAUGAAUGAUCUUGAUGAAAAACUGCCAUCUAGAAAGUUCGAUAAUUUUCAGUUUGUUGACUUUCAUGAAAUCAAAGCCACAGCAAGAAGUCCUCAAACAGCAAUAGCCAUUGAGGCAUUAUCUGAAGUCCCUGAACAGUAUAAAGCUAUCAAAAAGCUGAAAUUAUUAGAAAAUAUGUGAAAACCAGGAACGUUUUUAAUAUUUUUGUUCUAAAAUCAGUUCGUGUCACAACUGUUCAGUUAUGCUGACACCAUUUGUGAAGCCUUGCCUCAAUAAUUUUCGUUGCAUUUCCAUUGUUUUUAAGAACAAAUGUACUGUUUUUCUAAAAUGGAAGAUCAUUCUAUAAAAUUAUAAAAACAUUUAAUGCAUUCAUACAUUAAAAUAGUAGCUUCUUUUCCGACGAAACUUCAUUCAAUAAAUAGCUAUUAGAACAUCAUACCGAGUACAAAUAUACCACUAGAUCCUGAAAUACUGUUCAAUAAUCCAUUUAUACAGCUAUUAGAAGACAUGUGAAAAUCAUAAAGUGAUAUCUUAAAUGUUAUUGCAUACAACAGUAAUACGAAAAAUCGCUCUCUGCAUAAAUAAAGUAGGUAUUUGUGUAUCGUCAUGUCAUAAGUUUAACAUGUUUGAAGACAUUUAAAAUUGUUAUUAUGCACAGUCCCAUAUGCGUAGAAAAAAGCAGAUACGAUACAGUAAAACCUUCACUUAAUUUAUUUUGGUAUUAUUAAUAUAUCAUAUUGUAGUUAUAAAUACAUUUAAAUUUUCAUUGUUUGAUAACGAAAUAUCAUUCUACAUAAUCCUAAUAAGUGCAUUAGGGUAAACAUAAAACAAAGAAAUAAGCAUUCGGAACCACAUUUGAACAUAAGGAAUACAUUUGAACAUAAAAUACCAUCUUCGAUCCAGCUUGGCUUAGUCUAUACCUCUGUCAGUAACAUCGACCUUCAAAAUGUUCUUGUUCUUUUUUUACGUAUCAUUUCAUUUGACCUUUAUUAUUUACAUUUGUCU